Molecule: messenger RNA, 875 nt
Organism: Heterotrigona itama
Lineage: Eukaryota; Metazoa; Arthropoda; Insecta; Hymenoptera; Apidae
Source: the annotation of a GenBank genome assembly
CUAAACGUUGUAAUGGGAGAGAGCCAGUGGAAUGAUUGGAAACCUUUUAUUUAUGGGGGUAUAGCUUCAAUUGUUGCAGAAUUAGGUAUCUGGUGUUAUAUUCUAAUACCAUAUAUAAUUCUAGUACCAUUUAAUAAUAAACUUCUGUAUCAUCAUUUCUAUAAAUAUAUUUUGGCCCAGGUACUUUUCCAUUGGACACAACAAAAACACGUCUUCAAAUUCAAGGACAAAAAUUAGAUCAGAAAUAUGCACAUUUGAAAUAUUCUGGCAUGAUUGAUGCUUUAUUACAAAUAUCACGACAAGAAGGUUUUAAAGCAUUAUAUUCUGGAAUUAGUUCAGCUAUAUUACGACAAGCCACUUAUGGAACUAUAAAAUUUGGUACCUAUUAUUCUUUAAAAAAAGCUGCUAUGGAUAAAUGGGAAACAGAUGAUUUAGUUGUAAUAAAUGUCGUAUGUGCUGCAUUAGCUGGAGCUAUCUCAAGUGCUAUAGCUAAUCCAACUGAUGUAGUUAAAGUUCGUAUGCAAGUAACUGGAAGUAACUCAAAUUUAUCAUUGUUUGGUUGUUUUCAAGAUGUAUAUCAACAUGAAGGUAUUUCUGGUUUAUGGAGGGGUGUAGGACCUACUGCCCAAAGAGCAGCAAUUAUUGCAGCUGUAGAGUUACCUAUAUAUGAUUACAGUAAAAACAAAUUUAUGAUUUUAUUGGGAGAUAGUACUUUCAAAAACGAAGGAUUUUUAGCUUUAUAUAAGGGUUUCGUACCUACUUGGUUUAGAAUGGGACCAUGGAAUAUCAUAUUUUUUAUAACAUAUGAACAAUUGAAGCAACUGCAUAAUUCACAUUUAUCUUUAAAUAAUGUAUCGGAUCGUUCAAGUAAAUAG